Messenger RNA from Chenopodium quinoa (quinoa), 1716 nucleotides. RefSeq names its product protein FAR1-RELATED SEQUENCE 5-like. Lineage: Eukaryota; Viridiplantae; Streptophyta; Magnoliopsida; Caryophyllales; Amaranthaceae. Bases 1 to 1716 code for a protein of 571 amino acids. The transcript has 5 exons. Gene Ontology annotation, biological process: regulation of DNA-templated transcription. The record is from RefSeq and is a predicted model, not a curated record. Gene Ontology annotation, molecular function: zinc ion binding.
AUGGAAAGCGAGCCCAAUUAUCUGGUGAAGCUAGCAGAGGAAAAUGCUAGUUCGUCGUCUAAAGGUGAUGAUGUUCCUGUUAACCAAACUAAUAGCAGUGUAGACGAUGACAAUAAUCUUGUUGCUGCCAUUGUCCCAGGUGUUGGGAUGUUAUUUCAAUCCGGUGAAGAAUUUGCCCAAUGCUGCCAUAAGUACGCUUAUGAGAAAGGAUUUGAAUUUUAUGUUAGAAUAGAUACAUUGAUGAAGGAGUACAAAGUAGCAGACGUUAAUCGUAGAGGUGUUGGGGAAAAGGAGCCGAAGUACCAUAUGAUGUCCCGUAUUAGAAUGGAUUGGGGAUGGUUUGUAAUCACACAAUGUGUGUUGGAUCACAAUCAUCCUCUUUUGCCGGAUUGUACAAGGUGUAUGGUGAACUAUAGAGGUAUAGAAGACGAUAGUUAUGAGAGAAUGGCACUAAACGAUGCUAAUGGGAUCUCUUUGGGUAAGAGCUUUAAUUCGUUCGUUAUUGAGAAAGGAGGACAUUCGAAAUUGUUGUUCACCAAGCAAGAUAUGAUGAAUGCAGUGCACGUUCAACGCCGACUUAUCUUAUUUCAAGGGGAUGCACUUGCCGUAGAACAACAUUUUACAAAGAUGACUGAAGAAGAUCCUAAUUUUUAUAGUGCUAUUCAACAAGAUAAAGAAGGAAAAAUUCUAAAUGUUUUUUGGGCUGAUGCUAGGGGUCGUGCAAUGUACCGAGAUUUUGGUGAUAUUGUCUUGUUUGAUACAACAUUCUUAUGUAACAGGUACAAAAUGCCAUUUGCUCCAUUUGUAGGCUGCAAUCAUCAUGGGUCUAAUAUACAUUUUGCAGCUGCCUUAAUCAGUCAUGAGGAUUCCGAGUUGUUCGAAUGGGUAUUUAGACACUUUGUUGAAUUUAUGGGCCAACCCCCUAAAGGAAUAUUGACUGACCAGUGUAAGGCUAUAGGGAAGGCAGUGGAAACUGUGUUUCAAGAUGUGCCGCAUAGGCUGUGUUUAUUUCACAUUAAACAAAACGCUGCAAGGAACUUGGGUAAGUUACCGAGAUGGAAGGAGAUAGAGGCAGAUUUGGAUCACGUUGUUCACGAUAAUUUUAGCAUUGAAGGGUUUGAGGAUGCAUGGAAGGCAAUGGCUGGCAUGUCAUCAACGCAACGUAGUGAAAGCACGAACCGUGGUGUAAAAGUGUACGUUAAUUUGAAUACUGGGUUGAUGCAAUUCAUGAAUCAAUUUAAUGCGUAUUGUGGUGGAUUAGUGGAAACGGAAAAGGACCUAAAUUACCAAACAAAGCGUAAUCCAUUUUUCUAUGACAACACUGUAGUAGCCGAGGUGGUGUUUAGCAAGGCUUACACUAAUGAGAAGUUUUUGGAGGUGAGGGACGAUGUGAUAGGGCUAAAGCACACCAAUAUAGUUAAAACAGGUAACAUAGGGUCAAUGAAUUUGUAUGAUGCAGACGAGAAGAUCCCCAAACUAGUAUGGAAAGCAACGAGGUGGACGUUUAAGGUUUCCGUUGAUAAGGAAAAAGGCGAAUUUAGUUGCAGUUGCAAGCUGUUUGAGUUUAGGGGUAUCUUGUGCCGGCACAUUAUCAAGGUGAUUCAUACUGAAGAUAUCGAGUGCAUCCCAGAGAAGUACAAUUUGAAUCGAUGGAGGAAGGAUCUCGUUAGGGAUUACGAGGGCAUAAAGGUGUCUUAUUACGACCCUAAGGAUUAA